Molecule: messenger RNA, 1206 nt
Organism: Plenodomus lingam JN3
Lineage: Eukaryota; Fungi; Ascomycota; Dothideomycetes; Pleosporales; Leptosphaeriaceae
Molecular function (GO): protein binding
Source: RefSeq, a predicted model, not a curated record
AUGGACUUUUAUCUGGCCUGUUUUAUUACCGGAGCCGGAAGCCAUUACGUCGCUCAUAACUUCAGGUUUGCCACGAUUCCCUUCUCGAGGCAUUUGUCGAUCGAUCUCGUAUUGAACAGCCGUCGCUCACAGUGUUGGGUUCUUAUUUUCUUCGGUGUCCUUUGUGUACAAGGGGGAGAGAUGACGCUCACUGUGUUCCCACGCAACGUACCUUCAACCGACAAGGCGCGCAUUCCAACACCCAACCUGCCCCCACCCUACACCUGGACGGGCACAAGACCUGGUGAACUAAGAGCCAAUCCCUCCGACUUCACUCGUACCUCAACCCUCCUCAUAGGUCCCAAAGCCACGCCAUUCCACAUCCACACUUCUCUCUUAACGAGCCAAUCCUCCUACUUCCGCGCCGCCCUCACUGGCCCCUUUCUCGAAUCCUCCUCCAACACAAUCACCCUUCAAGACAUUGACGUUUCACAUUUCCAACUGCUUGUCUCCUGGCUCUACACCUCUGUGCUCCCUGCGCCUUUUAAAGAUGGACGACCCGCUUACUACACAUUACUACACGUAUACACGCUGGCGGACCGUCUCGGCCUCGAAGCUGCCAGAAACACUGUGGUGGAUGUCAUCAGUGAACUGGCCGAUCGCACAAACAGCGUUCUGACACCUUCCGAUACCCGCAUACUGUACGAGCAGAUUCGUGACUCGGCACCCCUGCGCACACUCGUACUCGAUCUCUUCGCCUUCAAGAAGACAGAUCGACUGCUCGAAGGACACAGUGAUUGGUGGCACGCCGCAUUCCUCCGUGACUUGACUGUGCAGCUCAAACGUCCAUGUGCACAGGCUAUGCAGCGCCAUCGUCUACGCAUGUGGUGUCCCGAAUCAUGGCACGUCUCUCGGUCCUGCGAUCAUUGCCGUGCCGUGCUUCCUCCGCGGUAUGGUGCCGUCGCAUGUGAGGACUGCUGCUUGGCGUUUUGUACGCGCUGCGUGGAGGCUGGUGUUGCCAUGGCCGGCUGGGAGGACGGUCGGGGCAAGUGGGAGGUUGUCGAGAACGAGGAGGCGGAUACGUCUGGCGGAGCGAGUGGAGAGGGAGGUGAGGUGAAGCGGAUGAGAAAGUGGGAAGCGUGCAAGCCAUGGAGAGGAGCGAGGUGUGCUUUGUAUCAUGAGCAUGAGGAAACAGAGAGGUGUGGAGAUGUGUUUUUAGGCCGUUAA